CCAAAACAAACUCAACAAGCCGCACACCACAACCGCCAAUACAACCACAUAACUUGACAUUUCCAAAGACGUCAAUCGCUAAGUGAUAGGCCCCGACUUCCAUCCAAAAGCGACUUGAUCAAAGGUCCCCAAGACCACACAGCGUCAACGCGCGCCGCCCACUCUACCACGCACGCCCUCCACACCUCAUCGACAAUCACGUCACAAUGGAGUCGGAACAGCGCAAAAUCGAACUCCAAUCCCCGGGUGACCUCACAUUUCUCACAUGUCAAAUCCGCACCGCCGCACGCCAAAAGCUCGACCUACACCUGCCCCCCGUAUCCGACAGCUCAGAACCCGACGAAUUGCGCAAACACGUCGAAGAGCUCGUAGAUGCGUUUGUCACCCAAGUGCUCCAGGGCAUGCGGAACAAUAUUUCAAUCAAUGGGAUCCAUGUCGUGGCGCGGGGGAGGGAAGGGGACGAAGUAGACGAGCAUGGGCAGAAGAAGAAACAGGAGGGUGAUAUUGCUGUAGAACAAAAUGGAGUAGGGGACGACGAGUCACAAGUAGAAAAGGAAGACUUUGAGCCCUUUGACGAUAAACUACGGACGCGGUUAUCUACCGCUGUACAGAAGCGCGACGCGCUCAUCGCCAAGAUAAGCCAGCAUCGCCGUGCGACUCCUGCAGCGGCUGCGGCGCAUUUUCAGGCGCAGUUUGAACGCGAAUCGGAGGCCUUGUUUCGUGCGCAGACGGACGUUGAUCGGGCUGCGAGGGUUGUUAGCAAGGAGAGUCUGGCGACUGUACAGGCAAUCGAGAGGGCAGAUGAAGUACAGAGGAAUUGGGGACGGGCAGUGGAAGGAUUGGGAAGGUUGAAUAAAGGGCUACCUGAGACGAGGGCGAGGUUGGAGCGGUGCGGGGAUGUUGUUGGGUAUUUGAGUGGGGAGGGAUGGAAAUGAGAAUACGACUCGCAUUGGAGGGAGAUUACUCUUUCUUUCUUCGUCCCGGUCCCUUGGGAAUCGAAGAUGGGCUGGCUUUUGUGGCGUUCUGGUUUCAAGGUUUGGGUGCAGUUUUUGGGAUACCCACAUGUUUCCUGUUUUGUGUUGGUAAUAGAGCUGGAAUUAUUAGGUCUACGAUUGAGUGGCAAUAUGACCAUGUCUUUCAAGCUGAGCAGUAGUCUAGAAAUCUUUCGAAAUAUAAGUGUUCGUCUAGCUAUUGACA
Molecule: messenger RNA, 1197 nt
Organism: Cucurbitaria berberidis CBS 394.84
Lineage: Eukaryota; Fungi; Ascomycota; Dothideomycetes; Pleosporales; Cucurbitariaceae
Exons: 1
Coding region: 207-935 (242 amino acids)
Biological process (GO): mitotic sister chromatid segregation
Cellular component (GO): kinetochore; MIS12/MIND type complex
Source: RefSeq, a predicted model, not a curated record